Arvicola amphibius (Eurasian water vole) is the source of this 1211-nucleotide messenger RNA. RefSeq names its product RAB6A, member RAS oncogene family (gene Rab6a). Gene Ontology annotation, molecular function: GTPase activity; GTP binding. The coding region runs from base 465 to 1091 and encodes 208 amino acids. The transcript has 8 exons. The record is from RefSeq and is a predicted model, not a curated record. Lineage: Eukaryota; Metazoa; Chordata; Mammalia; Rodentia; Cricetidae.
CCCGCGCCGCGCCGCGCCAGAGGCUCGCGCACUCAGCGGGUUCGGUAGCGGUGGCGGCGGCUGCCGUGGGAGUCCGUGCUCUGCGCGUGCUAGCUCCCAGCCGCGUCUGCGGCGCCCGGCCCGCCACCCUUCCUCCUCUCUCCCCUCAGUCUCGGCGCCGCGUUCUGAGGGAAGGAACGGCGCUAGACUAGCGAAGCCCGAGCGCACCCCGACAGCCUCCGACCACCGCCCUGCGUGCGGCCGCGGGCCUCGCACGGUGCUAGGCCACUCUGCGGGCGGCGGCGGCCGCCGGUCGGCGAGAGUCGCGCUCCCUUCAGCCUCGCCCCUCCGCCUGGCCCUGUGGGGGCCGAGAGGACUCGGCGGCUGCCCUUCCGCUCGACCCUCUUCGUCAGCCGGGUAGAGCUGCAGCGCUCUGGGAGAAGUCUGUGCGCUGAGGCGGCGGCAGCUCCUCCUCCGGCUCCAUCAUGUCCGCGGGCGGAGACUUCGGGAAUCCGCUGAGGAAAUUCAAGCUGGUGUUCCUGGGAGAGCAGAGCGUUGGAAAGACAUCCUUAAUCACCAGAUUCAUGUAUGACAGUUUUGACAACACCUAUCAGGCAACAAUUGGCAUUGACUUCUUAUCAAAAACAAUGUACUUGGAGGAUCGAACAGUGCGAUUGCAAUUAUGGGACACAGCAGGUCAAGAGCGGUUCAGGAGCUUGAUUCCUAGCUACAUUCGUGACUCCACUGUGGCAGUUGUUGUUUAUGAUAUCACAAAUGUUAACUCAUUCCAGCAAACUACAAAAUGGAUUGAUGAUGUCAGAACAGAAAGAGGAAGUGAUGUCAUCAUCAUGCUAGUAGGAAAUAAGACAGAUCUUGCUGAUAAAAGGCAAGUGUCAAUUGAGGAAGGAGAAAGGAAAGCCAAAGAGUUGAACGUUAUGUUUAUUGAAACCAGUGCAAAAGCAGGGUACAAUGUGAAACAGCUUUUCCGACGCGUUGCUGCAGCUUUGCCUGGAAUGGAAAGCACACAGGACAGAAGCAGAGAAGACAUGAUUGACAUUAAACUGGAAAAGCCUCAGGAGCAACCAGUUAGUGAAGGAGGAUGUUCCUGCUAAUCUUCCCCUGGCAUCUUCAACCCUUCUGCAGAAGCUCACUGCUUUGGCCCCCAUAUUGACUGCAUUGUGAAUAUUGGCUUGAACCUUUUCCCCUCAGUAAUAACAUUGCAAUUCAUCAUU